This is a messenger RNA of Penicillium riverlandense, 1311 nucleotides long. RefSeq names its product CapA family protein. The transcript has a single exon. Lineage: Eukaryota; Fungi; Ascomycota; Eurotiomycetes; Eurotiales; Aspergillaceae. The coding region runs from base 1 to 1311 and encodes 436 amino acids. The record is from RefSeq and is a predicted model, not a curated record.
AUGGCUCCAUCUCGCACAUUCACACUCAACUUCGUGGGAGACGUAAUGCUCGGUCGACUCAUCGACCAGCUCCUCCCCCAACACGUCGAAAACAGAGAGGAAGCGCGCAUCGUCUCCCACUUCAUAGAACGCUAUCCAUCCCGCCUAGCCAAGGGAAACUACACACACUCUUCGCCAUGGGGCACGACGCUCGACCUACUCCGAAACACAGAUCUAUUCCUCAUCAACCUCGAGACCUCAGCAACAACAACUAAUGAACCCUGGCCGCAGAAGACUUUCAAUUACCGUAUGCACCCGGCUAACGUCGCGCCCAUCUUGCAUGCCGCGCAUGUGGAUUAUGCGGGUUUGGCGAAUAACCACACGCUUGAUUUUGGGACCGAUGGGCUAGUUGAAACAGUCUGGUCGCUGAAGCGCGCUGGGGUUGCUUUUGCCGGGGCCGGGGAGACGACCGAUGAGGCGCGCAGGCCCGCUGUGCUGCACUUGCCCUCUCGGGGAGGUGGAGGUGGGUACCAUGCUCACCAUCAUACGGAUGGCCAGUCGCAGAAAAAAAAUGAAGGAGACGACAAUAACACUGCUGCUCCGGAAUAUGAUGUCCACGUCUACUCCGCCUCCGACCACCCACGCGACUGGGGCGCUAUACCAGCAUUCCAUCUCGUCGACUACACCUCGUCGACGCGCGUGCGUCUCCGCACGCUACUGCUCUCCGGCGGACCGGGCAAGCACGUCGCCGACGACGACUUAACGUCUUCAGAUCCAGAACAUCAGGAAGGGCAUCAUAGUCAUCGGAAACACCAUCUGAAACAAGAAACACGACCGCCACCACCGGCUCUGAAGAUCUUCUCGGUACAUUGGGGUCCGAAUUAUUCAUGGCGUCCCGCUGAGCGAAUCCGUUCCCUCGCUCAUUUUCUUAUUGACGAGUGCGCCGUCGAUAUCGUGCACGGUCACUCGUCACACCAUGUCCAGGGCGUGGAGUCUUACCAUGGUAAGAUUAUCAUAUAUGGGUGUGGCGAUUUCGUAGAUGAUUAUGCCGUGAGUGGGGAGUAUAGGAAUGACCUGAGUGCUUUGUGGAGGGUUCGUGUUAGAGAAACCGAGAAAGAAACAGAAAGAGGGCAAGGGUUAGGGCUGAAGUUGGAGAGGCUGGAGAUUUUCCCGACACGCAUUGAGAGGUUUCGGGCUACGUUGCUUGAUCCCGGUGAUGAGGAUCAUGUGUGGGUGAGGAAUAAGAUUGCAGGGUUGAGUGAGGAGUUUGGGACGUUUAUUAAUAAAGACUUGGGCGAGGAGGGACAGGUCGUCGUUGAUUUGGAGGGUUAG